Molecule: messenger RNA, 2442 nt
Organism: Sungouiella intermedia
Lineage: Eukaryota; Fungi; Ascomycota; Pichiomycetes; Serinales; Metschnikowiaceae
Source: the annotation of a GenBank genome assembly
AUGGCUAAAGGAGGGUCUGUGACGCAGUCAAUCGACCAGAAAAUCUACGACUUGAUCCAUGAGUUGCUCCAGGAGCGUACGGAGAAGAGCAAAAAGCAAAACCCCGACGAAAACCCCGAUCUGCUUCUACAUGUAGCAUUAGCUCGAGAUCUUACCUCUUCGGAGGUGGUUACCUAUGUCCAAAUCCGGGACUUUCAGCUCAAACGAAUGAAGAGAGCCAUAGUGGAGAAAUCUGUGGAUGUGGUGUUGAAAUUGUGUCGUGAUGACGAGGAGGAGGAACUCGCUGAAGUGAUCAGAAUGAAAGAUGAACACGAUCUAAAACUCGCUGCUCAGGCCGAUAGCGACUUCGAAGGAGUCAAUGCCAACGAUCUCAUGACUGUCAAAGACUCAAAUGCCAUGAAUAAGUCGCUCGUUUCGAUGUGGGAGAAUGAUGCAUCGAAGAACUCGGAAAACGACGAGAAAAAGUCCAAGAAGAGAGCCAAAGACCAGACAAAGGCUGUGGUCAAAGUUAAAAAACCUAAAAUCGACCAUACACCACCAACAUCUAAGCUCUCAUCGUUGGGUGGUCUCCAAGCGAUCACCACACAGCUCAUGGAGUUGGUUGGGUUGCCAAUCUUGCAUCCAGAAAUCUACCAGACCACUGGAGUAGAGCCUCCUCGUGGUGUUUUGCUCUAUGGACCUCCAGGAUGUGGUAAGACCACCAUUGCAAAUGCGUUGGCAGGCGAAUUAGAGGUCCCGUUCAUCAACAUUUCUGCCCCAUCAGUUGUGUCUGGAAUGUCUGGAGAAUCGGAGAAGAAACUUCGCGAGAUCUUUGAGGAGGCCCGUUCCAUUGCCCCAUGCAUCAUUUUCCUUGAUGAGAUCGAUGCCAUUACGCCCAAAAGAGAUGGUGGUGCCCAAAGAGAGAUGGAGCGCAGAAUCGUCGCUCAGCUUCUAACAUUGAUGGACGAGUUGACCCUCGAGAACACUGACGGCAAGCCUGUCAUUGUCCUCGGAGCAACCAACAGACCAGACUCGUUGGAUUCAGCAUUGCGUCGUGCCGGCAGAUUUGACCGUGAAAUCUGCUUGAACGUUCCAAAUGAAGAUCAGAGAUGUGCCAUCUUGCAAACCAUGACUUCCAAUUUGAAGUUGCAGAACGAUGAUUACUUCAACUAUAGAGAAUUAGCAAAGAUGACUCCUGGUUUUGUUGGUGCUGACUUGAAGAGUUUAGUCACCGCGGCUGGUAUUUCGGCCAUCAAGCGUAUCUUCGAGAGCUUGAGUGAAAUCGAGGAGGAAAUCGUUGCUAAAACUGACAACAUGGAAAUCGAUGGUGCGGUGGUACCCACCAAGACAGCCAAUUUGAAUUUCUCCAACAAAACUGAGGAGGAAAAGUUAUCUACCAUCCAGAGAUUUCUCUCCAAACACCCUAGUCCACUUUCAGACGAGCAAUUGGCUCCUCUUUGCAUAACUUACGAGGACUUCAAAACUGCCCUACCCACGAUUCAGCCUACUGCCAAACGUGAAGGUUUCGCUACUGUUCCCGAUGUCACCUGGAAGAACGUGGGAGCACUCAGUAAGGUGAGAAUGGAAAUGCACAUGUGUAUUGUCCAGCCCAUCAAGAAGCCCGAAUUAUACGAGAAAGUUGGUAUCAGUGCCCCUGCUGGUGUGCUUAUGUGGGGUCCACCAGGAUGUGGAAAAACCUUGUUGGCCAAAGCAGUUGCAAAUGAGUCUAGGGCCAAUUUCAUUUCGGUAAAGGGCCCAGAAUUGUUGAACAAGUAUGUGGGAGAAUCGGAGCGUGCAGUCAGACAAGUUUUCCAGAGAGCGAGAGCUUCUGCUCCUUGCAUUAUUUUCUUUGAUGAGUUGGAUGCCUUAGUUCCCAGAAGAACAACGUCAUUGUCUGAGUCCAGUGCACGUGUGGUCAACACGUUAUUGACAGAACUCGACGGUUUGAACGACAGAAACGGAAUUUUUGUUGUUGGUGCCACCAACAGACCUGACAUGAUCGAUCCAGCCAUGUUGAGACCAGGGCGGUUGGACAAAACGCUCUACAUCGAGUUGCCAAGUGCAGAUGAGAGACACGAGAUUUUGAAGACACUCACUAAAGCCAACCGUACUCCACUUGCACUGGAUGUAGACUUGGAAGCAAUUGCCAACGACCAGCGAUGCAGAAAUUUCUCUGGUGCCGAUUUGUCGCUGUUGGUAAGAGAAGCUGGAGUGUUUGCUUUGAAGAAGAAGUUUUUCAGUGGCCAACAGAUCCAGGAAUUGGACGAGUCUGGCUACUAUGUUGCAAAUGAGAACGAUAACUUUAUCGAAGUAACGAACGACGAUUUCUCCAAGGCACUCUCAAAUAUCUCUCCUAGUGUGAGCGAUAAAGAUAGAGCUCGGUACGAGAGAUUAAAUCUGCGCAUGGGAUGGGGAGUGAUCCAGGAGGAGAACAAGGAGGAAAAGAAAGAAGAGGUAGCAUAA